AUGUCGCGCUCGCCCCCACCUCCACCUCGACACGAGCCCGAACGAGACCGCUUCAGCCGGUCUAACUUUGCUCCUUUGCCCAACAGACACGAUCCCGAACUUCUCGCUGUUGGGUCUGCACCUACUGGCGGUGGAGCGAUGGGAGGGGGAGAUAGGUAUAUCCCCGCACCGAGAGAGCGGGAAAGAGAGCCGCUUCCGCCAAGAGAUAGGGAGAGAGACAGGGAGAGGGAGCGGGAACCGCUGCCGAUGCCACCGAGAGAGAGGGAGCCGCUGCCUAUGCGAGAGAGAGAUUACCAGGGUGGGCCAGGAGGCGGAGGGAGAGAAUGGGACUCGAGAGAGUAUGAGAGGGAAAGGGAGAUGAGGGGGGAAGGCCGGGGAAGGAGGCCACCUCCGCAUUGGGAAGAGGACUUUGACCGCCCCAAGCGCCGCCGCUCUCCAUCUCCCUCGUACGCCUCGCACCGUCCGCGCCGAUUCUCGCCCGAGCCGCAGGGUAUGGCCCUCCCUGACCCCGCGUCUCUCCCGCAUCAACUCGGCUUCAAGCAGUUCGCCGACUGGUUCCGGGUCACUCACCCCUCGACCGCCAAAGCGGACGAAGAGGAGUUUAGGCGGUACAAGGCGGGUAUAGACGAUGGUCUGGGAGACGUCGGGAAAGAGCGAGUGGGUAUGGGGAAGAGGUACGAGCGGUACCGUAAAGAGUAUACUAGUCGGCAGCUGUACUCCCUCUACCUGAUGCACCGGACCUCGCCUUGGUUCACCGAGCGAUACUCGCAUCUCCCCGAGGAUGAGGCCGAGCGUAAGCGGGUGCAGCGCCAAGGCCGGGUACCCACUGUGCAGGCGUACCUCGGGGAUCUCAAAGCUGGGAAAUUUGACUCGGUGUCUUUCGAUCAGACCGAUGACGAUGUCAAGCAGUCCUCCGGUACUCGCCGCUACUCGGAGCUGGAAGAACCUGAAGGUCUUGAUCGUGUCCUGGGCGCGACGGGAGCGGACGAGUCUGGAAAGUUGGAAGUCCCGCCCAAGCCGAAUCAGGUGUUUGUAAAGUCUGUUCCGCCGACCAUCAGCAGGAAGGAUCUCGAGCAGCUCUUCGCCUCGUGUGAUGGAUUCCAGUACCUCGCGCUGACUGAGCCGAGCGUCAAGAAGGCCUUCCACCGCGUCGCGUGGGCGCAGUACGCCGACGGAGUGGAUGUAGCCAAGGUGGUCAAGAAGUUGGACGAGUCCAAGAUCGACAACUUUACAUUCCACAUGGGCGUCAAUACCGCUGCGACUGUCGGUCGUGUUCGGACCGCUCCUGCUGUAGCCAGCACCCUCGACCGGCUCGUCAAGGAUGGCGAAGCGGCCAAGGCGCUCGCUAUCAAGUUGGAGGAGAAUCUGGUCCAGCCAGCAGAGGAAGUCAAGGGGGAGACGGAGGGGAAGGAGGGGGAUAUCAAGAUGGAGGGAGGGGAUGGGGACAAGAAGGGAGAGGGGAUGAAGGAGAGGGGAUCGGAGGUUGUUGAGGAGACUAUUCGGAGGGUGCUGGGCAAGGAGGGGUUGGCGGGUGAGGAGGAGGGACGGAGUGAGGAAGGAAAGAUCAAGAGGGCCAAGCUCAUUCUGGACCACUGGAUCUCGUACCUCCGAAACGGCCUUUCUACAUGCUACUACUGCGUCGCCCCCAUGUGCUUCGCCGAGGAGCUGCAGCGUAAAUGCGUAGGCCACGUCCGGCUCCCCAUCCCGCCCAAAGACGAUCUCGACACCUUACCGGAAGAUACCAAGAUGGGCGAGGGGAAUGGCGAAGAUGGGAAUGGGGAUCUGCGGGCCGAGUUGGAGAAGGCGGGCGAGGAGGUGGAUAUGGAGGAUAGGGACCGGCGGGAUGCCGGCGCUGGGACCGGCGCUGGGGUGGGUUCAGGUGCGGCCGGUGUGGAUGUCUCGGGGAGGAGGGAGGGGGAGAGUAAGAGCAAUAGGGAGCGAGGAAGGGGAAGGGGACAGAGUCAGGAGGAGCGGUGGGAGGAGUAUCUGGAUUACAAGUUGGGGCCGAUGGUAGGUGAAGUGGAUGUGGUGGAGUAUGGAGGGAAGGAUAUGGAAGAAGAGACCAAACGCCUCACCGCGCCGAUGAUCAAGCAAGAGGAGACGCACAAGUACCGCUGUAAAGAGUGCAACAAGCUCUUCAAGGCGCCCGAGUUUGUCAUGAAGCAUAUCGUUGUCAAGCAUGGGGAGACGGUGCAGGCGAGGUUGGAUGAGUACACCACCUUCAACAACUUUGUCCUCGACCCUCAACACCUUCAGCCCACCCUCCAAGUCCCUGCCGCUAUCGACGACGCACUCCCGCCCAUGGCCGGCUCCGCCCCUCUUCUCGGCGCGACCGCCUUCAACCCCGCCGCGAUCGCCGCUGGCGGCAAUCUCAGCCAACAGCAACAGCAGCAGCAAAUGAUGAUGAUGAUGAUGCAGAUGCAGCAGGCGAUGAUGGCGCAGAUGGCGGGCAGUGGAGCCGCGGCUGGGGCCAUGGGGAUGGGUAACCCGGGGAGGGAGCUCGCAGGCCGGAUGGGAGGGUUCGCGGGUGGUGCGGCACCGGGAGGAGGAGGUUCGGGUGGGAGGGGCCCGGGACCGGUGGCGAGGGAGCCACUUCCUCCGCCGCCACCUGGGGCUGAGGAUCCGAGGGCGAAGAGAGGGAGGGUGAGCUAUAUGGAUCUGGAUGAGGCGGGGGGCGGGGGAGAUGGGGGAUUGCCAUACUAG
Messenger RNA from Dioszegia hungarica, 2703 nucleotides. RefSeq lists its product as uncharacterized. The record is from RefSeq and is a predicted model, not a curated record. The coding region runs from base 1 to 2703 and encodes 900 amino acids. The transcript has 9 exons. Gene Ontology annotation, cellular component: nuclear body. Gene Ontology annotation, biological process: mRNA processing; primary miRNA processing. Gene Ontology annotation, molecular function: RNA binding. NCBI's taxonomy places the organism in Eukaryota, Fungi, Basidiomycota, Tremellomycetes, Tremellales, Bulleribasidiaceae.